This is a messenger RNA of Coregonus sp. 'balchen', 11421 nucleotides long. The record is from the annotation of a GenBank genome assembly. NCBI's taxonomy places the organism in Eukaryota, Metazoa, Chordata, Actinopteri, Salmoniformes, Salmonidae.
GAAAUGAUAGAAAGUGGAAUUACGACCAGCAUGUCAGGAAUUCUUGAAAAUGCAGGUCAUCAUCCCUCUCCACAAGACUACAGGUAAGACUGGAUUUAUAACAUUCAGUUACUUUAAAGACAGCCUUUUAAUGAUUUUAAUCAGACUAAAUCCUAACCACAGAUAUAAGGUUUUGAUAAAUGUUGUAUCUUUGUUAAGUUGGCUACACUUAACACUGAAAAUAUGAUUCAAAAUGUUCAGGUAUAAGGAUAAUUCCAAGAUAGGUUUUCCAAAAUCUCCCUAUAUGUUUAAUCCAAAUGUAGAUGGACAACUCUUUCAGUGAAGGGAGGGGGCGUAUGAAAAAGGGGAAAGAAAAAACAACAACCGUAGAAUAAAUGAUUUUCAGUCUGAAUGGAUCUGUCAGAAACCAUCAGCUCUGUUUACACUCCCGCUGUCGGCACACGGAGAGACUGAGCCGCUUGGCCCGCCGGCUCCGAGGGAGAGAUGGGGCUCUCCGGGUCACUACCAGGGAGAAGUGGCUCCCAAUUAGGAGGAGGAGGUGGGAGGGGGAGGGAACGAUAAGGGGGGGGAUGGGGGGGGGGGCUGGUGCUAGAUGGGGGACACCAUAGACCAACAUGCCUCGCUGAACAUGCACUUUAUUGUGGGUUAAGUGUGUGUGGGGGAUUUUCAGAAAAGCAUGAAGAAUGUGACCGCCUUGCAUAGUUCUCAUUCGUUUAACAUAUAAAGUAUGAGUCAUAGGCUAGGACUGUUUCCAAUCGAGUUGAAAUAUUUUGUUCAAAUCCCACUAAUUGUUAAAGAGAAUUUUCAUGUUCUACUCAAAACUCAACAGAACAUGAUUUUUGUACCUCUUCCAUUUUGAAAAUAGGUCCAAAACACCUUACAAGCAUCCCAAUCCUAAUGUAUCCUUUCUGAAGGUCAAGUCUGUAUUUGAUGCAUCUCAAUUAAAACAUUCAAAAGUUGAUUGAACCGCAAUAAACUUCAGACAUGUCCUUGAGAAAGGGAUACUUUUGUAAUAUGAGUUGGAUUGGUGUGCUUGUAAGGUGCUUUAGACAUAUUUCAGAAUGAAUGGGUGGGCUAUUGGAAUACUGACAAAACACAAUGACUAUCAAAUACCUAAGUAAAAUAAACUAAAUACAUAUCCCAAAAACUGUAUUGGGGAUCCAACUACAGCCAAGGUAAGUGGAAAAAUUAUGUGAAGUUGUAUUGAGUUGAAACAAUAAAAAAGCUUCUUAAAUGAAUAACCACUCUUAAAUGUAUAGACAGACAGAGCAAUUGAUGCAAGGACUGAUCAGCUAAGAUAUCUGAAUUAUAUUUGUAAGAAUAUUUGAGGCUUUACAGUGUUUGUUUACAUUUACGAGCUUAUAUUUUGGAUUCUGAUGGGGUACAACAGCUGAACUAAACUCAUGAGGUAUUUUUCUAAGUUAUAUUCUUGAAGAAUCAAUUAGUAUAUAUCAUUAAUUUAUAAGUAAAACAAUUCAUGUAGCAACUGCAGUUUUUCCCUUUGAGGCCAAAAUAAUAAUAUUUUUGACAUAUGCUUCCAUUGGAACUAGUGCUCGCUAAAAAGUGUUUUACCAAUUUGGAUUUAGCUCUAACUAUAUAUGUAUUUUGUGUUGUUUUUCUUGGGAGCGAGAGAGCGAGAACGAGAGAGAGAGAGAGACAGAGAGAGAGAGAAAGAGAGCGAGAGAGAGAGAGAGAGAAAGAGCGAGAGAGAUAAUGUAUGUGGCGGAUGUGCAUGUGUCUUUUUGGUGGGGUAGAGGAAGCUUACACUUCAAAGCUCAAGAUGAAAUCUUGUCUACUGCCCUCCUUCUGGGGGAGGGAGGGGGGACAGAGAGGGGAGAGGCUGGAAAGGGACAGGGAAGCAGAUGGCAUCCUACUUGUCUCUCUUGUGUGAGCGCUGUCAUUCCAACAGAUUAAUGCAGGGACUGGUAAAAAAAAACGGCAGAGACAAUCAAGGGAGGGUCUGGGGGGAAACAAUAGAGCCACGUGCCACUGGGCAGAUUUGUCGUUUGGGAGACAAUAGGUGAUCACUUAUCAAUAGACAAGGCCAACUGUUACAGAGCAACAUGUGCCACUCUCCCAUGUUUUCAAAUGAUCCCAUGCGCUGUUUACUUAUGAUUCAGCCAAUGGUUAGAGGGAGAUUGUGGUCACCUGACUUAGGGGUGAUUUUGUUUGCAGUUGGGGUUGGGGUGGGGAGGGGGUCCUACGGUGUCCAGACCCACAAAGUAACUGAAUAGUGAGUGUUGUCAUAGCGACCCCAAUUACUGAACUCUUCUACAGUAAGUAUGUGCAGAGACAACUGGAGAGAAUUCAAGAGGAUUCCUCUCUUUUCUCCCCGCAGAGCCCUCCUGUCUUUAAAGAAAUAAUGAGCAAAAGCUGAUUGGCAGCCCAUGCCCCGAUUCAGAAGAAAUUAUGCAGUAAAUCUUAACCAAUAUCAUUGUACGCUGGUAAGGAAAUUCAUUUUAGACAAGACUAAAUAAUCAUUAGGUUGUGGUUGUGUAGUUAAUCUAGUGGGGUUUUUUGUACAGUAUUUCCCAAAGCUGGGGAAGUAACCAUUAAAAUGUAAAAUGUUGAUGAGGAAGUUCACAAGCAAGUUUGAAGUGGGAUUAAUAAUGUUGAGAAUCUUGGCUUUGUAUCCAUAAUGUUACUAUUACAGUAAUUAGCUAAUUAAAUAGCACUCUAUAAUCUACUUGUGGUAAAUCCCAGAUAAAACGAUACUCCUGGAUUAUGAUUUGUUCUCAUUUCUCCCCCUCCAAUAUUGGAUGUAUUACUUUAGAAUAACUCGCUGUUCAGUCCGUGUCUUGUAUAUUUGCCCUAGAUAUAACCAGACCUGGGUUCGAAUACUAUUUAUAAAAUGUUACCUUCUCAUUUGUUUUGGAGUUUGCACUUUUGGGACUUUUGGUAUUGGUUCCGUCGCAACAAUGCUUUCAAAUAGUAUUUGAACCCAGGUCUGGAUAUAACCCACAGUUGUAGUCUAGGCUGUGUAUCUGAGUGGUUGUGUUGCUUGUGUCCCGCCUCUGCAGACUUCUGACCACAGACCCCUCCCAGCUCCGAGAGGAGGAUCUCCCCGGGGACCUGCAGUCUUUGUCGUGGCUCACCUCGGUAGACGUUCCCCGGCUGCAGCAGAUGGCUGAUGGUCGCAGUGAUGGCGGAGGAGACUUCAACGGGCCUUCCCAGGGGCAGGGGGGUAACCUGCUGGAGCAGCAGACAGGUGAGACACACACACGGUCCACGUUGGUGGGGCUGUGCCAUUUCAAAUCCACCCACAUACACUUUGAUUGGAUAGUUCAGGAGUACUGCUGGGCCCUGAUGUCGAGGAGGACAAAUUGGCCAAAGCCAUUACAGUUGGAAACAAGCUAUAACUGCCAACCUGGCUAAUGAGACUUGCAAGACAAAUGAAAUCAUUGAUGUAUAAGGGGUUAUAGACUCGGGCCUGUGCUAAUACUUGAUAGGGCCAUGGGCCCUGUUUGAAUACUUUACAGAUUCAUCCUCCUUGAAGUACAAUAACAGAUCUGAAUGGUUGGAUUGGUGAAGUAAUAGGGUGGUAGUCUUGCUUAAACUUAUCCCAUCACCUAUAUAUCUACACUUACCUCAAGGAAACGAGGAAGAAAGGAUGCAUUUCUAAAGUAUUGUAACAGGGCCGAUGUGUGGAGAUUGAUUGGAGACUGACCUGGAUGUUGUACUGCUUCCUUCCUCACAGCUCAGCUGAACAACAUAACCAUGGCAGGGGGACAGGGAGCCAUGAUCCACCAACAGAGCAACAUGCAGCACAGCCCCCUGGGAAUUAACGUCAUCACCGCCCAAAGCGGAAGUGUAUGUUUUGCUUCCCAACCAAUUAUUUAUCAACAAAAAAAACAUAUUUUAAUCAAUGCUUAUACUCUAGGACAGUAAAGUAUAGGAUAUACUUAAUAUAUUAAACGUGUCCUCGGUCUAAUUCCACAGAUGUCUCCAUUCUCCAUGAAUGGGCAGCCCUCCCCAGGGUACCAAUGCCCUGCCUCUGUCUACCAACCUACACCCCAACAAGUGUUCACUCUGACCCAGACUAGCCAGCAGGUAACUACGUCAUCCCUGCAACUGGGCUGUGGAUUCAGUUUGUGAAUUAGAGAUUAAUCGUUACAUACACUGAGUGUACAAAGCAUUAGGAAAACCUGUUCUUUCCAUGACAUAGACUGACCAGGUGAAUCCAGGUGAAAGCUAUGAUCCCUUAUUGAUGUCACUUGUUAAAUCCACUUCAACCAGUGUAGAUGAAGGGGAGGAGACAGGUUAAAGAAGGAUUGUUAAGCCUUAAGACAAUUGAAACAUGGAUUGUGUAUGUGUGCCAUUCAGAGGGUGAAUGGGCAAGACAAAAGAUGAAGUGCCUUUGAACGGGGUAUGGUAGAAGGUGCCAGGCACACCGGCUUGAGUGUGUCAAGAACUGCAAUGCUGCUGGGUUUUUCACGCUCAACCGUUUCCUGUGUGUAUCAAGAAUGGUCCAAAGAUUAUCCAGAUAUCUUGACACAACUGUGGGAAGCAUUGGAGUCAACAUGGGCCAGCAUCCCUGUGGAACGCUUUCGACACCUUGUAGAGUCCAUGCCCCAAUGAAUUGAGGCUGUUCUGAGGGCAAAAGGAGGUGCAACUCAAUAUUAGGAAGCUGUGACUAAUGUUUUGUAAUCUCAGUGUAUAUACAGUAUUGUUAGAGUAUUUAGUGUUACUAAAAUAGUUAUAAGAGCUGUCCAGCGUAUAACUAGAUUACAACGUAAACCUGUUAAUAUAGUAUUGCUACUAGAGUAAUUACAGUGUUACUACAUGGGUAUAAGAGCAACUUAAUGUAACGCGUUAGAGAUUACUCUACCAGUUUACCGCCUAAUUCUGAUUAAGGGUUUGAUGUUAAGAUGCCAUUCAUUCAAACAACAAUAAAUAGGUUUUUGAAAUAAGUAGAAAAUAAUACACAAUACAGAUUUUCUAGAUUGUUCACUCAUUUUUCUUUGCUCUCUAUCCCUCUCAGUGUACUCCUGCUGGGCUCUAUAGCAAUGUCUCGUUCAACAACCAAAGCCUGUUCACACAGCCGUGCCUGGCUCCACAAAACCAGGACCUGCAGCCCAAGUCUUUCCCCAAGCCCAUUUACUCCUACAGGUGAGCUUCCCCCUGGGCCAAGUGUCAUUACCGUAGUAUUGUAUUGCCUGGGUCGUGUUCAUUAGGGCGCACAAUGGAAAAUGACAAAUUCAGGUAGUCCUUUCCUGUUUCAGUCUGUUUUCUUCCCUUUGGUGCCUAGUGAACACGAACCUGGUCUAAUUAUCAACAGUAUAUAUAGCCUAAUGCACUUACUUCUUGUCUCGCUACUUUGAUCCAUCCUCAGCUGUUUGAUCUCUAUGGCUCUGAAGAACAGCAAGACAGGCAGUCUCCCAGUCAGCGAGAUCUACACCUUUAUGAAGGAGCAUUUUCCCUACUUUAAGGUACGACUCGAUCGGAUCCUCUAAGGCACAUGUCAAACUCAUUCCACGGAGGCCCGAGUAUCUGCGGGUUUUCACUCCUCCCUUGUACUUGAUUGAUGAAUUAAGGUCACUAAUUAGUAAGGAACUCCCCACACCUGGUUGUCUAAGGCUUAAUUGAAAGGAAAAAACAAAAAACUGCAGACACUAGGCCCUCCAUGGAAUGACUUUGACACCCCUGCUCUAAGGGCUGGUUUCCCAGACCCAGAUUAAGCCUAGCCAUGGACUAAAAAGCAUGCUCAAUAAAUAAUCUCCAUUGAGCAUGCUUUUUAGUCCAGGACUACUCUUAAUCUGGGCCUGGGAAACUGGCCUAAUAUUCAAUAGGGAUUGGGGUAGCAGAGAUUUUAGGUAAGCAUCGUGUUAAGUGAGUCGUUUAAAUGUCUCCUUCCGCUUCCUGGUUUUUCCCCCCCCUGAAGACAGCACCAGACGGAUGGAAGAACUCAGUCCGACACAACCUCUCACUAAACAAGUGCUUUGAGAAGGUGGAGAACAAGAUGAGUGGGUCCUCUCGUAAGGGCUGCCUCUGGGCCCUGAACCCGGUCAAGAUCGACAAGAUGGAGGAGGAGAUGCAGAAGUGGAAGCGCAAGGACCUCCCAGCCAUCCGCCGCAGCAUGGCCAACCCAGGUGAGACCACAGGACUGACUGAGGCCCAUUCACACUUAACCUGGGUCCUGUUCAUUAAGCACAAAAUGGAAGAAAAGGGACGGAAACCGGGAGGGACAACCUGGACUUAAGAAACGCUCAUUUUCGUUUUCCAUUGCAUAAUGUUUUUAAACGUUUUCCUUUGUGUGCUCUAAUGAACACAGCCCAUCAAUGAAGAACACCCACCACCAAUUCAUUUGAUUAUGCCCAUUCAGUUAUACAUCUCAUAAGCAGGGCCGGAUUAAGAAAUCAUAGGCCCCGGGGCUUUUUUUUUUAUAACCCCCCCCCCCCCCCACACCAUAAUUUUCUGUGAACUAAUCCGUGCACCAAGAUGCAAUUCAAUGCGUGGUAAAUUUACUGUUGAAGAAAAAGCCCCCUUAUAAUAAAGCCAUAAUAACAUUUGCAAUGUGGCAUAGGCUACAGUGAGGCGUUUUUAGAAUAUCCACACAUGGGGAUCAUUUGUUAGCCUUUUAAACAAUGCAUUUCAUGCAAUUCUACGUCAUUUACAUGAUAGAAUACAUUAGCUGAAUCUUUUUUAAUACCACACAAAUGACCGAAAUGAGUGGCUACUCUGACAAACUGAGAUCAAGCUGGUCUUGAAAUCAAACAAACAAUAGGCCAGGCCAAAGAAGCGACACACAGAUUGUACAAUAUUAGGAGGCUAUAUAUAAUGAACAAAUAUAUAAACGCAACAUGUCAAGUGUUGGUCCCAUGUUUCAUGAGCUGAAAUAAAAUAUCCCAGAAAUGUUCCAUACGCACAAAAAGCUUAUUUCUCUCAAAUUUUUGUGCACAAAUUAGUUUACAUCCCUGUUAGUGAGCAUGUAUCCUUUGCCAAGAUAAUCCAUCCACCUGACAGGUGUGGCAUAUCAAGAAGCUGAAUAAACGGCAUGAUCAUUACACAGGUGCACCCUGUGCUGGGGACAAUAAAAGGGCGCUCUAAAAUGUGCAGUUUUGUCACAAAACAAAAUGCCACAGAUAAGGGUGUGGAAUUGGCAUGCUGACUGCAGGAAUAUCCACCAGAGCUGUUGCCAGAGAAUUGAAUGUUAAUUUUUCUACCAUAAGCCGCCUCCAACGUCGUUUUAGAGAAUUUGGCAGUACGACCAACCGGCCUCACAACCGCAGACCACAUGUAACCACGCCAGCCCAGGACCUCCACAUCCGGCUUUUUCACCUGCGGGAUCGUCUGAGACCAGCCACCCGGACAGCUGAUGAAACUGAGGAGUAUUUGUACCUGUAAUAAAGCCCUUUUUGUGGGGAAAACCAAUUCUGAUUGGCCUGGCUCCACAGUGGGUGGGCUUUUGCCCUCCCAGGCCCACCUAUGACUGCGCACCUGCCCAAUCAUGUGAAUUCCAUAGAUUAGGGCCUAAUUUAUUUAUUUCAAUAGACUGAUUUCCUUAUAUGAACUGUAACUCAGUAAAAUCAUUGAAAUUGUUGCAUGUUGCGUUUAUUUAUACUUACGUUUUACUUAGUAGCCUACUGUAGCCUGUAAUAUAAAUAUAUAUACAGUACCAGUCAAAAGUUUGGACACACUUACUCAUUCAAGGGGUUUUCUUUAUUUUUGUUAUUUUCUACAUUGUAGAAUAAUAGUGAAGACAUCAAAACUAUGAAAUAACACAUAUGGAAUCAUGUAGUAACCAAAAAGUGUUAAACAAAUCAAAAUAUAUUUUAUAUAUUUGAGAUACUUCAAAGUAGCCACCCUUUGCUGGAUGACAGCUUUGCACACUCUUGGCAUUCUCUCAACCAGCUUCAUGAGGUAGUCACCUGGAAUGCAUUUCAAUUAACAGGUGUGCCUUGUUUUAAAGUUAAUUUGUGGAAUUUAUUUCCUUCUUAAUGCGUUUGAGCCAAUUAGUUGUGUUGUGACAGGGUACUUAUUUUACCUAUUUGGUAAAAGACCAAGUCCAUAUUAUGGCAGCUCAAAUAAGCAAAGAGAAACGACAGUCCAUCAUUACUUUAAGACAUGAAGGUCUGUCAAUACGGAAAAUGUCAAGAACUUUUAAAGUUUCUUCAAGUGCAGUCGCAAAAACCAUCAAGUGCUAUGAUGAAACUGGCUCUCAUGACCGCCACAGGGAUGGAAGACCCAGAGUUACCUCUGCUGCAGAUGAUAAGUUCAUUAGAGUUACCAGCCUCAAAAAUUGCAGCCCAAAUAAAUGCUUCACAGAGUUCAAGUAACAGACGCAUCUCAACAUCAACUGUUCAGAGGGGACUGUGUGAAUCAGGCCUUCAUGGUCGAAUUGCUGCAAAGAAACCACUACUAAAGGACACCAAUAAUAAGAAGAGACCUGCUUGGGCCAAGAAACACGAGCAAUGGACAUUAGACUGGUGGAAAUUUGUCCAAAUGUAAGAUUUUUGGUUCCAAUCGCAGUGUCUUUGUGAGACGCAGAGUAGGUGAACAGAUGAUCUCCGCAUGUGUGGUUCCCACCGUGAAGCAUGGAGGAGGAGGUGUGAUGGUGUUUUGCUGGUGACACUGUCUGUGAUUUAUUUAGAAUUCAAGGCACACUUAACCAGCAUGGCUACCACAGCAAACUGCAGCGAUACGCCAUCCCAUCUGGUUUGCGCUUAGUGGGCCUAUCAUUUGUUUUUCAACAGGACAAUGACCCAAAACAAACCUCGAGGCUGUGUAAGGGCUAUUUGACCAGGAAGGAGAGUGAUGGAGUGCUGCAUCAGAUGACCUGGCCUCCACAAUCACCCGACCUCAACCCAAUUGAGAUGGUUUGGGAUGAGUUGGACCGCAGAGUGAAGGAAAAGCAGCCAACAUGUGCUCAGCAUAUGUGGGAACUCCUUCAAGACUGUUGGAAAAGCAUUCCAGGUGAAGCUGGUUGAGAGAAUGCCAAGAGUGUGCAAAGCUGUCAUCAAGGCAAAGGGUGGCUACUUUGAAGAAUUUGUUUAACACUUUUUUGGUUACUACAUGAUUCCAUAUGUGUUAUUUCAUAGUUUUGAUGUCUUCACUAUUAUUAUAAAAUGUAGGAAAUAGUAAAAAUAAAGAAACACUUUUGAAUGAGUAGGUGUGUCCAAACUUUUGACUGGUACUGUAUAUAUUUAUAUUACAGGCUACAGUAGGCUACUAAGUAAAAUGUUCAGUGGCACACUGACUCACCUAAUGAUGAAGAUGAAGCUGUAGGCUACUACUCAUUACAUUUUACAUUUACAUUUUAGUCAUUUAGCAGACGCUCUUAUCCAGAGCGACUUACAGGAGCAAUUAGGGUUAAGUGCCUUGCUCAAGGGCACAUUAACGUCAUUUAGCAGACGCUCUUAGCCAGAGCGACUCACAAAUUGGUGCGUUCACCCUAUAGCCAGUGGGAAUGAUGAUGGCCGACGCGCUUCUCUUGGCAAUAUCCUAUCUCAAGAUGAGCUACUUUGAAAAACAGUGCUGCUGUUGGCAAAAAGUUGAGAAAAUGCUUCAAUUGGUUCUACAGACAGAUUAGUCUUCUCUUUUCAGCAGUAGGCAUUUGCUUUCCAAACUGUAUGUUUUUCCCGCGAAAUCAGCAGAAGGCAAACAGACAGCAGCAACCAACCAUAUAAAUAUAAUCCAUAGAUGGCAGUUCCCAUUCAAGUCAGAACAGGAAGCCAUUGCUAGUGUACCCAUGAGUUUAAUUGUGAAAUUGACAGGGUAAGAGGUUCCAAAACCCUUCUAUGGAUUAUAUGUCUAUGGGCACAACGCAACAAGCUGUAUAUUUGGCACGCAUUCUGGCCAAAUUGUGGCCUUCCCGACAGUAGGCAACCAGUAACUGCCAAAAUAAAGGAAACACUUGAGUAAAUGAGGGAUACAAACAAUAUGCCAUUGGAACAGGACUGAUGGUUGUUGAUAAUGGGCCUCUGUACGCCUAUGUAGAUAUUCCAUUAAAAAUCAGCCGUUUCCAGCUACAAUAGCCAUUUACAACAUUAACAAUGUCUACACUGUAAUUCUGAUCAAUUUGAUGUUAUUUUAAUGGACAAAGAAAUUGCUUUUCUUUCUUAAACAAGGACAUUUCUAAGUGACCCAAAACUUUUGAACGGUAGUGUAUAUAAUAUAUAUAAUGUAAAUAUAAUCUAUAAUGUAUAUAUUAACUUUAUUUAUAGAAAAUAAAAAAAUAAAAAAUUGCUGCCUCUUGGGCCCCAGUAAUUCCCUGCCCUUGCGAUAAGCAGCGCCACAGAGAAAGAAUCUGCAUUCAGUUUUUUUGUUUCAAAUGGAGUCAUCAGUCCAUCAUCAGUUGCUGAAAUGGCCUGCUCCCUCUUUCCCUGUCAGAUGAGUUGGACAGGUUGAUCACGGACCGGCCAGAGAGCUGUAGACGGAAGCCCAUGGAUCCCGGGAUGACCCGUCUGUCCAGCUGUCCAUCCGGCCUAUCCCUGCCUGUCCCAGGACAGAUGAAUCCCCAGCCCAUGGUCACCCUAUCCCUGCAGUGCCUGCCCAUGCACCAGCAACACCAGCUUCAUGCCCAGCUCCAGGCCCAGGCCAGGCUGGCCCCAGUGUCCCCCGCCCCUGCCCAAACGCCCCCCCUCCACACCGUUCCUGACCUCUCCCACAGCCCCCUCGCCACCCAGCAUCCCGGCAAGCAGCCGCACGACUUCUACAGUCUCCAUGGUGAGGUCAACGCAGAGGUGGACAUGCUGGACCCCAGCAUCAUGGACUUCGCUCUACAAGGUGGGUAGCUAUAGUACUAGUCACAACAACAUUAUAUACUGUCUUAAAACUGUACAGUUAAAAAUGUUAUUUCCUGUGUUUUAUAUACAUUUACACACUGUGAGGUUGGAAUAAUACUGUGACAUUUUUAAAAUUAUGAUAAAAUGCCCUUUUAGAGUAAGAGCUAAAAUGUCAGCCUGUUUUGGUGGGAUGGAGUUUUGGCAGUAAAUUGGUUAAUAGAACAAUAAGAGUUGCAAACCUCUGCCAAGAAGCUAUUUUUGUUUAUUUUUGACUGAAAACGAAUUUUACCCAGAAAUGAUUUGAUCAAGAUUAAAACGGCUGCAUCGGGCCUUUAACAAUCUGCAAACCAAUGUUACUUUGCAUGGCAGUUGGCCAUUUUCUUGGCUCUCAGAAGCAGUGAUGACCAGUGACGUGACUAGAUUACCUCCUUCCUCAGGUAACCUGUGGGAGGAGAUGAAAGACGACAGCUUUAAUCUGGAGGCGUUGGGCACCUUCAGUAACUCUCCCCUGCGUUUGUCUGACUGUGACCUUGGCACCAUGACGGGCAGCCUCCCUCCUGUCUACAGCGGGGGCAGCAUGCCCUUCUCAGACCUGCAGGUGACGGGCCUGUACACCUCCUACGCCUCCCUGGACGCACUCUCCUCCCAGUACAUGGGCACGCCAGGCAACAGCAAGCCCAUCACUGCCCUGCUUUAA